This is a messenger RNA of Hippopotamus amphibius kiboko, 2957 nucleotides long. It is a transcript of the gene KCNJ11, whose product is annotated as potassium inwardly rectifying channel subfamily J member 11. Gene Ontology annotation, biological process: regulation of monoatomic ion transmembrane transport; potassium ion import across plasma membrane. NCBI's taxonomy places the organism in Eukaryota, Metazoa, Chordata, Mammalia, Artiodactyla, Hippopotamidae. Bases 690 to 1856 code for a protein of 388 amino acids. Gene Ontology annotation, molecular function: ATP-activated inward rectifier potassium channel activity. The record is from RefSeq and is a predicted model, not a curated record. The transcript has a single exon. Gene Ontology annotation, cellular component: plasma membrane.
UGCGUGUGGCCGGCGCGGAGCCGGGAGGCCGCGACUCCGAGGGAGCCCCGCCGGGUCGCGCUGGGGGGCGAGGGGAUCCGGAGUGGGGCCGCGUCGGGUGGUGACUCUGGAGGGCGCAGGAUCCCCAGGAGACAGGGAGGACGGGAGCUGGAGGGGGGCCGGACAGCGGCGAGAGCGCUACGGGGGUGGGGUAGGCAAGAGGGAGCGUACCUGGAGGUGAGGCCGAAUGAAACUGGAGCUUGGAGGGGAGCCCGGGGCAGGAGUGGGUGAGGCGGGAGCCACGGUGGGGGUUGUGUGUCAGUUGGUAAGAUCCGGAGGUGUGACGUUCCCAGGUGGGAGAGGUGGGCUGAGAAAGAAGGCUGGGUGGGGAGAAGGGGUCCUAGGGGGAGGCCCAGGGGCGCUCAGCGGGUGGAGGAGAGCUGAGCCGGGACCCAGCGCCAGGUGCGGAACGGGCAGAGGGGGGGGGGUCAGCAGGCAGUGGGCAGGUGGGCCGAGGUGUGAGGCUGGUAUAAGGAAGUGAAGCAGAGGCAGGUGGAGGUGAGGAUGGGUCUCACUGGGGAGGCAUCUCAGAAGUGAGGCCAGUGUAGACUGAGGGUGGUCCCAGGGUGGGAACCCCACAGUGGGUCGAAGGCUCAGUCAGGGGGUUGCCCCUCCAUGGGGGAGGCCUCUCCCUGGUGGUCGCUGGAGCCAUGCUGUCCCGCAAGGGCAUCAUCCCUGAGGAGUAUGUGCUGACGCGGCUAGCAGAGGACCCGGCAGAGCCCCGGUACCAUGCCCGCGAGCGGAAAGCCCGCUUCGUGUCCAAGAACGGCAAUUGCAACGUGGCCCACAAGAACAUCCGGGAGCAAGGCCGCUUUCUGCAGGACGUGUUCACCACGCUGGUGGACCUCAAGUGGCCAUACACGCUGCUCAUCUUCACCAUGUCCUUCCUGUGCAGCUGGCUGCUCUUUGCCAUGGUCUGGUGGCUCAUCGCCUUCGCCCACGGUGACCUGGCCCCUGGCGAGGGUGCCGCUGUGCCCUGCGUCACCAGCAUCCACUCCUUUUCAUCUGCCUUCCUUUUCUCCAUUGAGGUCCAGGUGACCAUCGGUUUCGGCGGGCGCAUGGUAACGGAGGAGUGCCCUCUGGCCAUCCUGAUCCUCAUCGUGCAGAACAUCGUGGGGCUCAUGAUCAACGCCAUCAUGCUGGGCUGCAUCUUCAUGAAGACGGCCCAGGCCCACCGGCGGGCGGAGACCCUCAUCUUCAGCAAGCACGCGGUCAUCGCCCUGCGCCACGGCCGCCUCUGCUUCAUGCUGCGCGUGGGCGACCUCCGCAAGAGCAUGAUCAUCAGCGCUACCAUCCACAUGCAGGUGGUGCGCAAGACCACCAGCCCCGAGGGCGAGGUGGUGCCCCUCCACCAGGUGGACAUCCCCAUGGAGAACGGUGUGGGUGGCAAUAACAUCUUCCUGGUGGCUCCCCUCAUCAUCUACCACGUCAUUGACGCCCACAGCCCGCUCUACGACCUGGCGCCCUGCGACCUGCACCACCAUCAGGACCUUGAGAUCAUUGUCAUCCUGGAAGGCGUGGUGGAAACCACGGGCAUCACCACCCAGGCCCGCACCUCCUACCUGGCCGACGAGAUCCUGUGGGGCCAGCGCUUCGUACCCAUCGUGGCCGAGGAGGAUGGCCGCUACUCCGUGGACUACUCCAAGUUUGGCAACACCAUCAAAGUGCCCACGCCGCUCUGCACGGCCCGCCAGCUUGAUGAGGACCCCAGCUUGCUGGACAUUCUGACCCUCACCCGUGGGCCCCUGCGCAAGCGUAGCGUGGCUGUGGCCAAGACCAAGCCCAAGUUCAGCAUCUCUCCAGAUUCCCUGUCCUGAGCCCUGCUGCCUUGGGCCCCCCUCCUCACGCGUGCACACGCCAGUGUGGCACGGUGUGUAGAGCGGACGUGGGGUGGGCUCCUGGGCCGGGCCAGGGCCUGGGGUGAGGCUGGGCCCUCCUCAGCUCAGCCUCCCCGCCCCCGCCUGCUGCUCGCCCAGGGUGUUACAAGGCACUUGUCGCCACUCUAUUUCUGGCCUCAGCAGGAACCUGUACUGGGUUAUUUUCGUCCCUGCUCCUCCCAGCCCCAACUCAGGACUGGCUCGUCCCCCUCGCCCUGCCCCAGGCUGGGGGAGCUGUGGGAAGUGUCAGGCCCGAAAGCUGGGACUCCCUCUAGUCCUGGGCCCCGACGACCGAUCGGCUGCAAGCUGGGCAGGUGAUGGGUAAGAACAGUACCCAAGUUGGAGGCCUGCUGCUGUGUUUCUGUGGCCCUGAGAGAGUUCUGUGGUGAGGCCCCAGCUCCUACUUGGUCUCUGAAAAGGUGAUGGACGAAAAGGUGGGACUGGCCUGCUGGGGAGGGCACGCAGUGAGGGAGCACAGUCUAGCUGGAGGGUUGGACAUGUGGAGCCUCCCCGGGGCAGGCUUGGCUGGGAGGAAAUGGCACCGGGAGGCUUCGCUUGCUGAGCCCCGCUCAGGCAUGGGGAAGGGGAGAUGCGCCCCUUACUCCGGACCCUAAGGCUUCUUCAGUGGGGGCUCCGGGGGCUGCAGCUGCUGCACCUGCCUGCUCCCUUUCUGUCCCCCACCCUGGGAGGCUGGGGUGGGCUGGGGCAGACCCUGGCAUGCCGCGCCGAAAGAGGCUGAGGAGAGACCGGGGUCCUGGGCCCACCGCACCUGGCAGGCCUCAGACUGUGCUCUGGCCUGGCUCCCCACCCGCGGCUGCCACUCAUUUUGUCCAGAGGGUGGCCACGGAGGGCCUUUGGGUUGCUAGAAAAGGAGAUGUUGGAAAGCUCGGAACGGGGGGUGGGUGAGGUCCCUGAGGCAAAAAGGCCCUUGGCCCUGACAGGCUUGACCCUCAAGCCGGACUCUUGGAGCAGUGCUGUGUGUCCUUGCCCAGAACUCUGCCUUCUCCAUUGUCAAUAAAGCCUCCCGCUUUGUGACCUAAA